CCUCUCACGCUUUCUUCAGCCUUCUCCUCUUCAGGAACCAUGUCUAGCAAAUCUACCGUGAGGAGCCAAAGCAUCAGCCACCGUGGCUUCAGCGCCAGCUCAGCCAGAGUCCCAGGGGUCUGCCGCUCUGGCUUCAGCAGUGUCUCCGUGUCCCGCUCCAGAGGCAGUGGUGGCUUUGGUGGAGCGUGUGGAGGAGCCGGCUUUGGCAGCAGGAGCCUCUAUGGCCUGGGUGGCUCCAAGAGGAUCUCCAUCGGAGGGGGCAGCUGUGCCAUCAGUGGCGGAUAUGGUGGCAGAGUUGGAGGUGGCUUUGGCUAUGGAGGUGGAGCCGCAAGUGGAUUUGGUUUUGGUGGUGCAGCUGGUGGUGGCUUUGGGCUCGGUGGUGGACCUGGCUUUGCUGGUGGCUAUGGGGGCUCUGGCUUCCCCGUGUGCCCUCCUGGAGGCAUCCAAGAGGUCACCGUCAACCAGAAUCUCCUCACUCCUCUGAACCUGCAAAUUGACCCCACCAUCCAGAGGGUGAGGACUGAGGAGCGGGAGCAGAUCAAGACCCUCAACAAGUUUGCCUCCUUCAUUGACAAGGUGCGGUUCUUGGAGCAACAGAACAAGGUCCUGGACACCAAGUGGACUCUGCUCCAGGAGCAGGGCACCAAGACCGUGAGGCAGAACCUGGAGCCCUUGUUUGAACAGUACAUCAACAACCUCAGGAGACAGCUGGACAGCAUCCUUGGGGAGAGGGGCCGCCUGGACUCAGAGCUGAGGAACAUGCAGGACACAGUGGAGGACUUCAAGAACAAAUAUGAAGAUGAAAUCAACAAGCGCACAGCAGCAGAGAAUGAAUUUGUGACUCUGAAGAAGGAUGUGGAUGCUGCCUACAUGAAUAAGGUUGAACUGCAAGCCAAGGUAGAUGCUCUCACAGAUGAGAUCAACUUCACCAGAGCCCUGUACGACGCAGAACUGUCUCAGAUGCAAACCCACGUCUCAGACACUUCUGUGGUCCUGUCCAUGGACAACAACCGUAACCUGGACCUGGACAGCAUCAUCGCUGAAGUCAAAGCCCAAUAUGAGGAGAUCGCUCAGAGGAGUCGGGCUGAGGCUGAGUCCUGGUACCAGAGCAAGUAUGAGGAGCUACAGCUCACAGCAGGCAGACAUGGGGAUGAUCUGCGCAACACCAAGCAGGAGAUUGCUGAGAUCAACCGCAUGAUCCAGAGGCUGAGAUCCGAGAUCGACCAUGUCAAGAAGCAGUGUGCCAACCUGCAGUCCGCCAUUGCUGAUGCUGAGCAGCGUGGGGAGAUGGCCCUCAAGGAUGCCAAGAACAAGCUGGCUGAUCUGGAGGAUGCCCUGCAGAAGGCCAAGCAGGAUAUGGCCAGGUUGCUGAAGGAGUACCAGGAGCUGAUGAAUGUUAAACUGGCCCUGGAUGUGGAGAUCGCCACCUACAGGAAGCUGCUGGAGGGCGAGGAGUGCAGGCUGAGUGGCGAAGGCGUUGGACAAGUCAACAUCUCUGUGGUGCAGUCCACCGUGUCUGGCGGCUAUGGCAGCGCUGGUGGCUAUGGUAGUGCCAGCGGUGUGGGCGGUGGCUCAGGCCUGGGCGGAGGCAGCGGCUAUUCCUAUGGCAGCGGCCACAGCCUUGGAGCUGGCUUCAGUUCCAGCAGUGGCAGAGGCAUGGGGGGUGGCUUCAGCUCCUCUGGAGGCAGCAGUUCCACCAUCAAGUACACCACCACCUCAUCCUCCAGCAGGAAGAGCUACAAGCACUAAGUCCUGCCAUCAGCUCUUGGUCCCACGUUGUCCCUGUCUACGGCUGCAUUGCCCUCUCUUAGGCCACGUCUCCUCUCUUGUCUCUGAUUUCUCUUACUUUCUGAGUUUGAGCUGAGGUUGCUGAGCACCUUCAUGUCACCUCACUGUUGAUAUCUGACCCAUCUGAUCACCCAUUGCUCACCAUAGAAGGUCAACCUCUGAUUUACAUCAUAAUAUAACCACAACUGGGUCUCAGUUUGUUACCAAAAUAUUACUCUCUUGCCUCCACUACUUUGUAUAUAAGGCUGAGAAUCAGAAGGAAAUUAUCUCUGCCCAUUUUCAUUACAGAAAUACUACUUGGGUCCUUGUCCAGAACAGAGCAACUUGCCUUUUGCUUCCAGGUACCCAGGAAUUUCCCAAGUUCCCAGUGUUAGGUUCCUCCUCUCUUGCAAUGGUCUUGAAAGCAAAAGUGACUAGUUUUACAAUGUAUAGGAUCUCUAUCCCUGUGACAUUCCUUCUGCUCUUUGCUUUCUUCUAAUUGCUAAAUAAAG
Messenger RNA from Lutra lutra (Eurasian river otter), 2279 nucleotides. RefSeq names its product keratin, type II cytoskeletal 6A-like. Lineage: Eukaryota; Metazoa; Chordata; Mammalia; Carnivora; Mustelidae. Gene Ontology annotation, cellular component: keratin filament. Gene Ontology annotation, biological process: keratinization; intermediate filament organization. Gene Ontology annotation, molecular function: structural constituent of skin epidermis. The record is from RefSeq and is a predicted model, not a curated record.